Aspergillus sclerotioniger CBS 115572 is the source of this 2243-nucleotide messenger RNA. RefSeq lists its product as uncharacterized. The record is from RefSeq and is a predicted model, not a curated record. The coding region runs from base 103 to 1761 and encodes 552 amino acids. NCBI's taxonomy places the organism in Eukaryota, Fungi, Ascomycota, Eurotiomycetes, Eurotiales, Aspergillaceae. The transcript has a single exon.
GUUGUCCUUCCGUACAUUCCCAUCCCUCCUUCAUCUUCUUGUCGGUGUACCUCGGACGUCAGAGUGAAUCUCCUCAGAAGCUCGAUUCAUUUGCAUGGCAUCAUGGUCGCUCGGUUCCAGAGAGCGUUAUCUGCCCAACAUGGCUCGUCUGACGAAGAGGAAGCCUUUGCAACAGAAGGUGGCCCUCCUGGAGAAGCCGCACAGCACGGCAAUGUGGCCUUGUCAGAAUCGGUGCUGAGCGAGGAAAGUUCUAUAUUCAACGCUCUAAGGACAAACUCUGGGACUGAAGACGCUGGCCCGAGACUUGGCCCCGGUUGUCCAACACAUGGCAAUGCGGAUAGCAGGAUAGCAGCCAAUAUGGCCAUGUUCAUUCCCCUCGCACCAGAGGCGACGGACGCUGCCCAGCGGCUGAACCGCGAGCCGAAGUAUUGCGCGGAACAGAAAUCCCAGUCUUCUGGCUGGCAUCCUCAGUUAUCUCUGGACAGCCGUGUGUUAUCCACAGACGAAGGGAAGGCGAUAGUAGCAUCACCCCCAGACGAUUCGUUGAAGCAACACCUCCUUGACGCGUUGCAUCUCCGGAAGGCAGUUAGUCUCAAUGAUGCGGAUGAUACCUCCAGGACAUUCAAAUGGCCUGGAAGUCACGACUCGCCCGUGAGCCCUGUCCUUCCCAGUUAUCCUCCGCCAGUACGAGCGCCCACUCCGCCUGGGCUCCCAUCUUUUGGUACUCGAGAAGCCGUCUAUUACUCCGCCCAAUAUCCGGUUCGCUCUGCCACCAUCAGUGGGCAAGUUCAGCAACCCGCUCCAAACUCGGCCAGUAACGCUUGCAGGCGUGUUUCCAAUGGCACUAGGGCUGGGUCUUACGGAGGGAUGCUGCGAAGGUUCCUCAGUUUUUCUUCAUCCACUCCCACGCAACCUAAACGACAGGCAUACACCGUGGCAAGGGCAGAAGAUGGUACCGCUGUCCAAGGUCGCUUUCCUUACAGACAGAGUGGACACGGGAUGAAUCUAGCCAGACGAUUAGAGGAUCAUCCGUUCCACCGAACUGCCGUCUCUGCAGUCCCAGAAGAUCACGUCGACGUCGAUGGCGGUGCUAGGCAGAACGAUGCGGACCACCGCGACUCAAAGCAGGAGCAGGCCGACCCUGUGGAGCCUUUGAAUCUAGGCGCGGGCCGUCGGAUGCGAAGAGCUCGUCCCCAGAUUGCCCUGAAUAGCUUACUACCUUUGCCUCGCCCUGUUCUGGCGGACACACCACAACGGCCUGUCUCAGCAAAUCCUUCUCUUCCUACAUGCAGGGUUGACUCUUUUCACACUUGCGCUUCUCACUCACAAGUUCCUGGCGUGUCUAGGCACACAGAAUCCCUCGAUGCUCCCCAAGGCGCUGAGAGAUCGGGCGAUUCUGCGGCAUGCUUCCUUGCACCCACGCAGUCACCCCCAGUAUCCACAGCACAAGAAGGAUGUCGAUUAGCUAACGUCCCCACUGGCCCUUGGCUACAAUCGCUACGUAUCGUCAACUCCUGGUUUUUCUGUUGCUUGGGUGCUCGGAAUGAGCGAGAUACCGUCAUUUAUUCGAAUACGACCUCCAAUGACACAUACGUGACUGCAAGAAGCCACGCAUCAAAUGACAGCGCAGGGGAACGUCCUCGCCCUAGUGGCCCUGAAGACCAGGCCCAAAGCCCGCGACGGUGGUUCUCAGAAACCUGGAUGUCGCUCCAGAUGUUUGCUUCUCGCAACUUCCUGGCUAUGAGCCCGAUGCCGGCUUAAGUCAUCAAGACCAGUAUACUUUGUGUAAGGUUGUUGUAUCAUCAGCACAUAUAUUGUGAUGGGGUGCGCCGGAUACAAUUGGUUCUUAACUGCUUUCCAGCCUUGAAAGGCGAUGCUCGGCGGCAACUAGUAAAUAUGCAAGAUGAUUCAUCGGGGUGUUGUUUGCUUUGAUUGUUGAAGCUGCUAGCGCUAUCCUCUAGAAAUGUGACUACAUACAACAAGGCCUAAUUGCUGGCAUUGCUAUUACCUAAGUCAUAGAUGAACAACAGGCGUAGUCAUUUCGUAUCAGCUAAGACAUGAACCAACCGACUCCAUCGCUCCUAUGCCGAAAUGCUCUAAGAAGGAAAUAUGAACAGACACAUGAAGCCUGUCAAGGCCAACAUUGAUUAUUCAUCCAUGGGGGGAAAGGGCGACAAGCGCGCCACUGGAAAAAUGUAAACACGCAUAUUCUCAUGCAAUAUGGACAAAAGAUGAAAUCACGG